Messenger RNA from Scatophagus argus, 4405 nucleotides. It is a transcript of the gene tmtc1, whose product is annotated as transmembrane O-mannosyltransferase targeting cadherins 1. Gene Ontology annotation, biological process: RNA processing; protein O-linked glycosylation via mannose. Lineage: Eukaryota; Metazoa; Chordata; Actinopteri; Scatophagidae. Gene Ontology annotation, molecular function: protein binding; mannosyltransferase activity. The coding region runs from base 211 to 2820 and encodes 869 amino acids. The record is from RefSeq and is a predicted model, not a curated record. The transcript has 19 exons.
UAGAACAUAAGCCACGGGUGCUCACUUGUAAGUCCGAGUGUUGUGAGUCCGACAUUUCCGACUGCGCAUGAAAGCAGCAUAACACAAGCACACUGUCCCCGCAGUCCACAGCACACACAGCCGCUACCUGCCAGGCGGAAUGGACGUACCCUCCAGUUUCACCAGCUUCAUCCCCAGCCCAGCGGAGCUGCGAGAAAAGCCAGGACCGACAUGACAGCGCCGGGACGGGAGAAGAAAGCCCGCCAGCAGCCGCGGGUGACCGUCCGGCCAGAGGCGGUGUGGGCUGCGGGUCGUUACGCCGUGCUGGCCGCCCUGUGCGUCCUGUGCUACAGCAACUCUCUCCACGGGGAGUUGGUGCACGACGAUGUGUGGGCUAUCAUCAACAACCCGGACGUCCGACCGGGUUCCAGCCUCAGAAACAUCUUCACCAACGACUUCUGGGGAAAGAGGAUGGCAGACAAUACGAGCCACAAGUCCUACAGACCGCUGUGCAUCCUCACCUUCAAGUUGAACAUCCUGCUGCACGGCAUGACGCCUCUCUAUUUCCACAUUGUCAACGUGUGUUUGCACUGUGCCGUGACCUGCCUGCUCAUGCACACGUGUGAACGCUGCACGUUCGAAGACUCGCGUCUGGCCUUCGUCACGGCGCUCCUCUUUGCUGUGCACCCCGUCCAUACCGAGGCUGUAUCUGGUAUCGUGGGCAGGGCUGACGUUCUGGCCUGCCUGCUGUUCUUACUGACGUUCCUCUCCUAUAUUAGGAGCGUAGGUGUGUUUGUCUCCGAGGACUCUGUGCCCUCCACCGUGUCGGCGUGGUGUCUGCUCGUCAGUUUGUCGCUGGGCACCUGCGCCAUGCUGGUGAAGGAGACAGGCAUCACCGUGUUCGGAGUGUGCGUGCUGUACGACGCCCUGGUGCUCUGCCGAAAGCCUUUCAUCUAUCACCUGUCUGGCUCCAAACUUGGAGACCUCCUUCACAUCUUCAGCCCCUUCAUCAAACGAGCCUGCCUCAUCUCUGGCUAUGUUGUGAUCAUCAUGUCGGUCAGGCUGUGGCUGAUGGGAGGAUCCAUGCCUCUCUUCUCUGAACAAGACAACCCUGCCUCGUUCUCACCUCACCUGCUCACCAGGAUUUUGACCUAUUCUUACCUGCUGUCCUUCAAUGCGUGGCUGCUCCUGGCCCCCAUCGUGCUGUGUUAUGACUGGCAGGUGGGAAGCAUUCCCUUGGUGGAGUCGCUGGGUGAUGUGCGUAAUGUGGCUACUGUGCUGCUAGCCGUGGUGAUGGUCGUCCUCUGCCUGCACUGCGUCUUCUCACUGCAGCAGAGACAGGAGAGCAGGGAGGUGUUGGUGGGAUUGUUGUUUCUGGUGUUUCCCUUCAUUCCUGCCAGUAACCUUUUCUUCAGGGUGGGAUUUGUCGUGGCUGAGAGGGUUCUAUAUAUGCCAAGUAUGGGUUACUGCAUCCUGGUGGCUCAUGGCCUGGGUCGGUUGUGUUCGAUGGUGGGUCGCUGGGGCACCACGGUCCUCAGUGUCUCCAUGCUGCUGCUGCUCCUGCUCUUCUCCUGGAAGACCGUCCAGCAGAACCAGGUCUGGCUGUCUAGAGAGGCCCUCUUCCGCUCUGGUAUCCAGACUCUGCCUCACAAUGCCAAAGUCCACUACAACUUCGCCAACUUCCUGAAAGACAACGGCCGGCACCAAGAGGCCAUUCACCACUACACCACUGCCCUCAGGUUAUACCCCCGUCAUGCCAGCGCCAUGAACAAUCUCGGCACUUUGACUCGCAGCCCAGAGGAGGCUGAGCGCUACUACAGGAAAGCACUAGACAUCAACCCUCAGCAUAACCGAGCUCUGUUUAAUCUGGGGAACCUCCUCAAGUCCCAGGGGAAGGAGGAAGAGGCCGUGACUCUGCUGAAGGACUCCAUACGCUUUGGCCCACAUUUUGCUGAUGCUUACUCCAGUCUGGCAUCACUCUAUGCUGAGCAGAAACGCUUUGCUGAAGCCAAUGAAGUGUAUCUGAAAGGUAUAGAGAACUGUCCGGACAGCUCCGACCUGCAUAACAACUACGGAGUGUUCCUGGUGGACACGGGAGAGGGGGAGCUGGCAGCCGCUCACUACCAGCAAGCUGUCAAGCUCAAACCAGCGCACUACGUUGCCAUGGUGAACCUGGGCCGACUGCUUCGAUCGUCCAAUGAGAACAAAGAAGCUGAGUCUUGGUACAAGAGGGCUCUGCAGGUGACGAGGAAGGUGGACAUCCUGACUCCGCUCGGAGCUCUGUACUACAACACAGGUCGCUAUGAGGAGGCCUUGCAGGUGUACAGAGAGGCUGCCGCCCUGCAGCCAGAGAGCACUGACAUUUGGCUGGCUUUGGCUCAGGUUUUAGCCAUGGCCGGUCGUACCAAAGAGGCAGAGAAGAUGACCCUGGACAUCAUAUCCAGAGAGGGCAGCUGUAUCGAAUGUUACCGCCUCCUGUCUGCCAUUUACAGCAAGCGUGGCAACUACACAGAGGCUCUGGACGCUCUGGAUAGGGCCCUGCAGCAAAAUCCCAGCGAUCUGACAGUAAGAGCAGAGCUGUACUUCUCCAAAGGAAACCAGCUCAGAGAGAUGAACCAGCUGGACCAAGCUUUCGAGAGCUACAAGCUGGCUGUAGAGCUCAAACCUGACCAGUCCCAGGCCUGGAUGAAUAUGGGAGGGAUUCAGCACAUUAAGGGAGACUACGCAGCAGCCAGGAUGUACUACCAGCGAGCCCUGCUUCUGAGCCCUGGUUCCAAACUUCUGAAGGAAAACCUUGCCAAGUUAGACCGGCUGGAGAGGAGACUGACAGGAGGGGCAUAGACCACCGCCGUUCUCCAGAUGCUGUACCAUCCUGUGCACAGGUCAGGGCAGCAGGUCACCGCCCAGACCUCCUGAAGCCCAAACACCAGCCACCAGGUUGCUGGAUAAAACAGACCUGGUUACUCAUAUGACCUGCCUGUGUGAGAGCAGAAGAGGAGGGGGGAGGAGGGGGGGUCGUCGAGACUGUGGCGUGUUCGGAGGUGGACCCAGUGUGUUGGAGUCAAACAGACUGGUCGAGCCACAGAAGCCUUUCGUGGGGUGAGCAGAAGCGAAUGGCCGGUUGAAGACCACCGGGAGCUCCGUGCGUUGCCCUGUCUACAACAGCUUUACUUCAACAUGCACAUCUGCUUUCGACAUUUGUGUUUGCUUGAUUUUAUUAUUUAGGUUCAUGUGAAGUAAUUUCUUUUAUGGCACUUAAUCACAAAAUUAUAAUUCAGUCCUCUGCUCUGCCUAUGAGAAUUAUUCAUGUAUUUACAUUAGUGCAGUGAAAGUGUAUUGGAAAAUGUCACUAUUAUGAAGUAAAUGAAAAUCAUUUCCAAACUUGACAUUGGAAACAGUAUGUGUAAUAAAAUAAGCUCAAAGGCUCACUUACUAGCUCUUCAGAGGGCCAGAUUCUGCUUCAGUGAAGGGAGUGUAAUCAGCUGACCUGUCCAGCACUCAGUCACACACACAUGCAAUCUUUGGUCGCAUCAUGACAAAUGGUCAGUCGGCAUCAACCGGGAGUCGUUGGUCGGCCGCAGAAAAAAAUCAAGGAGGGCAUUCACAUCCAACAGCCAUUGUUUUGCAAGCAACAACAAGAGGUGUGGAAGCUACUUUGAAGAUGUAGCUUGUAAAUGUACAGGCUCCUCUUCAUGAGAAGUAAUUAAGUAAAUAGUAUUGGUAGUUUCUUUUACCAUUUUCUACCAUUUUCGAACAGAAAUUCAUGUUGUAGAUAAGUUCCAAAUAAUGAUAAUCAAACGCUUGUCCUCCUGCUCAUGCAGUGCACUUGGCUGCUGACUGACAGGAUCCGUAUCUUUUGACAGAAAAAUGAUUACACCCGUUUUUAAAACUUAAUUUUGAAAACCUGGCCCAGCUCCAUUCACUUAAGAGAUGCAGUUGGAAGCUCAGGAAAACCUAAUAAGUGGACCUUUGAGUUGCGUUUGUUGUGUUGCACACGAAGGGAGUAGUUUGACACAAGAUUAAUUUAACCACACUCACUAUCAGAGUCGAUCAGUGAACACAACAAAGAGCUCUCAGAUUACAUGACUUAUUAGAAAUGUAAUACGUUUCAAAACAACUAGUUUAUCUUUAGACAUGAACUAUGAGUUCCUCUGACCUCCAUUUCGAGAACUGGAUACAGUGUAAGACCUGAUGUCGUGAGCCUUCUGCAAGUAUAAUAAGCUAGUGUGUCUGCCUCUGUGCGAGGAGCUGAGACUUGUGGCUUCAUGCAUAUCGUAACCUCUGAAGGUUGUUGUUUGGUUGCUUGUUGUGGUUUUGUUGGCAGUGAUGUUGAUUGUGAAUGACUUACGGUGGAAUGACAUGAAACUGAAAUGACUCGUGCAAUGUCUGACUUGCACCAAGAAAAUAAAGUAUAUGUUUUAUUAAA